AUGUAUGGAGUGCGGAAGCCUAGUACGCCCGCUCCGACUCACUUCUCCUCCUUUCUCCUCCUUUUCACGACUCACACUUCAUCGAGCCAACCACCCUCUGUCGAGCCAAUUCUGUGUCCGCCUGCUUCCAUCGUCAACCGCUCUCACGUAGCUCUCCCCCGCCGUCGCUUUGACCGCCACGCAGUCCGCGACGACGCAACGAGCCCUGUUGCCAAUCCGCUGCCGACGCCUUCAGCUUCACCACCACCUCCAGCUUCACCUCCACCUCCAGCUUCACCUCCACCUCCAGCUUCACCUCCACCUCCACCUCCACCUCCAUCAGUACGUUCCUACUUCCUCCCAGUGAGCCGUGCGCAAUCGCCGCUGACGCUUGGCGUAGUGUCAUACGCCGACAUCGCUGCCAGCGGUCCGAAACAGACGCCGGCCGAGGUAAGUUCGCCUCGAUCGAAGCGCCUCCGUCGUGAGAUCAACAGUUGUGCCGACUCCGUUCGUGGCCCUGUCCUGACGCAUCGCCGUCCCCCGCAGGCUGCCGCGCCCCAACCCCCCGAGAUCGUCAACACAGAGUCGGCGUCGAUGGCGUCGCUCGUCGACGUCGACGUUCCCAGCGUCCACACCGUUCCCUCCGAUUUCCUUGACCAAGACGUCCAGACGGAGACGCAAGCCAACCGCCGCGACCGCGAGCACGCCCUGGCCGCCAAGGCCAAGGCCAACGCGGAACGGGCGAAACGGGAGGCCGCUGCCAAGGCCCGCAAGGCCGACUCUUGGCUUACCGCCCAGUUCGCCAGCCUUUCCGACGGCAGCGCCGGCGCUCUCGCCAUCACCAACUUCGCCGCCGUCGUCGGCCUCAGCUCCUACCUCGGCUACAAAGCCUGGGGUUUGUAUGACAAGGGUCGCCUGGACUGGAAGACGGCCGGCAUCGGCCUGAGCAUUCUCGCCACCGUUGGUGCCGUGGAAUCCGUCAUUGGGGGAUACCUGUACAAGGGAAAGAAGAAGGGCUCGUCUUGA
Drechmeria coniospora is the source of this 1005-nucleotide messenger RNA. RefSeq lists its product as uncharacterized. Gene Ontology annotation, molecular function: nascent polypeptide-associated complex binding. Lineage: Eukaryota; Fungi; Ascomycota; Sordariomycetes; Hypocreales; Ophiocordycipitaceae. The record is from RefSeq and is a predicted model, not a curated record. Gene Ontology annotation, cellular component: mitochondrial outer membrane. Bases 1 to 1005 code for a protein of 334 amino acids. The transcript has a single exon.